Vicugna pacos (alpaca) is the source of this 3494-nucleotide messenger RNA. RefSeq names its product RAP2B, member of RAS oncogene family (gene RAP2B). The record is from RefSeq and is a predicted model, not a curated record. Gene Ontology annotation, cellular component: membrane. Gene Ontology annotation, molecular function: GTPase activity; GTP binding. Lineage: Eukaryota; Metazoa; Chordata; Mammalia; Artiodactyla; Camelidae. Gene Ontology annotation, biological process: Rap protein signal transduction.
UAAGUCCGCGCUCACGGUGCAGUUCGUGACCGGCUCCUUCAUCGAGAAGUACGACCCCACCAUCGAGGACUUCUACCGCAAAGAGAUCGAGGUGGACUCGUCGCCGUCGGUGCUGGAGAUUCUGGACACGGCAGGCACGGAGCAGUUCGCGUCCAUGCGGGACCUGUAUAUCAAGAACGGCCAGGGCUUCAUCCUCGUCUACAGCCUGGUUAACCAGCAGAGCUUCCAGGAUAUCAAGCCCAUGCGGGACCAGAUCAUCCGCGUGAAGCGGUACGAGCGCGUGCCCAUGAUCCUGGUAGGCAACAAGGUGGACCUGGAGGGCGAACGCGAGGUCUCCUACGGCGAGGGCAAGGCCCUGGCCGAGGAGUGGAGCUGCCCCUUCAUGGAGACGUCUGCCAAAAACAAAGCCUCGGUGGACGAGCUGUUCGCCGAGAUCGUGCGGCAGAUGAACUACGCGGCGCAGCCCAACGGCGACGAGGGCUGCUGCUCGGCCUGCGUGAUCCUCUGAGGCGCCCGCGGCUGCCGCGCGCCGGCCGCGCUCUGCGCACAAAAGCCAAACGCACCCGACUCUCUAAAUGUGAUUUCUCUUCUUGCUUUGAGAUUGGAGACGACUUUGCAUUGGCCAGAGUGUCCUGGGAGCCCGGCUGGCCUCCAUGGCCGAGUCCCCUGCCUCUGCCCCGUGUCCGAGGGGGUGUCCCGUCCUGACCAUCGGAGACCCGGUGGAAAUGUGGCUCUUUGCGGCUUGUACGUUUCUCAUUGAUUUUGGUUGACGCAUAUUUCCCCGUUGAAGCAGCCGUUAGGGCGCUGUACUGGCAGUUUGACACCAGCCAGCGAAAGUUUCAGCCUGGAAAGAAAAAAAUGGGGUAGGGGAGGAAGAGGACGGGGAGAAGGUGGAAAGGGGGGGGGAUUUUUUUUUUUUCUGUCAACAACCGUUUUUCUAGUUCCAAGUUUUAAAUAAACGGAAGGAAGUCCGGAGAACCAAAUGAAGGAGCAGGAGGAGAGGAAGAAACUUUUGUUUUUUCCUUGUUUUCCAGGAGUAACUGGAAAUUAAGAUCGGGUUCCUUUUCUGCCAGCUUGGAAGGGCAACCCCGUGACUGAUUGCGAUUCUGAGGAUGUCUAUGCAAAGUUGGAUUCUUGUUACAGUGUAUCCAAUCUGAAGUAUUGCACAUCUGAACUGGGACUGUUAACACUGAUGCCAAUACAGUGUGGGGUGCCAGAAAGUGUCUGCUGAUAUUUGUGGAAAAAAAAAUCUAUUUUGUUUACCUACUGUAUCAAAGGGGAGUCUGGGGGAGAACGGUAGUAUUUUUUUUUAUCAGCUGUGAAAAAAAAAUGUUACAGAUCUGCACAUUCUUGUGUGUACUGUUGUGUGUGCGUGCGUGUGUGUGUGUUAGAGUUAGCUUUUUGUUCUCAUUGGUUGGCAGUAACAGGUUUUGAUGACUAGCUCUUUAAAAUACAGUACAAAGACUUCACAAAUGUGAUUCAGGGCCCCCAGCACCCCUGUGUCUGCAGAGUGCCUUCAAAACUCAGCUGUUCCAGCCGGUGCCAACCUGUGAACUUCCCACCAGAUCCCAGAAUUUGCUGUUCCCCCAAACCACUUCCCAGUUUCCUUUCAGUAAUCUUCCUGAAGGAGCCAGGACAAUAGGGCCUGUUGUUUGGUGAAUUUCUUUAUUAUUUCCAGCCUUUUACUUGUCUUGCAAUGGGGUUUUUUUUCCUUUCUUUUUUGUUUUUAUUUUUGUUUUGCUUCAUUUUGUUCCAAUGUCCAGGUAUUUAGCACCCCUUUUAUAUUAUUUUUUUAAGUUUUGAUAUUCUGUUAUAGGGUGUUCCUCCAGAAGCCAAGAGCAAAAUUUUACUGUUGUGAUGUACCAUGAGAAUUCUAACAACUUGUAAUUUUUGAUUCCAGACACUCAUUUAAUCAUUGUCUCUUCAUUUUAAGAUUUUUGAAUACAGUUAUCAUUUUUAAAGAAACAAAUCCAAAACUAUUGUUUGUGUUUUUGUUACCAUAUUCGGUGAUUUAAUACAGUAUCAUGGCUGAGGAGGACAGGGGCAGGUAGGUGCAUGGUGCCCCCAGGAGUGGUUUGUCAAAUUUUAAAGAAAGAAGUGUCUCAGUGACAAGUUGGGUGACAUUACUGCCAACUCCUUAAACAUGGAAAAAAGUCAUCCAGGUGAGGAUGCCCUGGGGUAAGGCCAUACCCUGUGAUUACAAGAUGAGCAGGAUAUUGAAUCUGUUCUGCUGCCUUGGAGCAGUUUGUCUCAGGUAGGGAAGGGGAGAAACCAACUGCUAAGAUGUGGAAAGUAACCAUCCACCUGGCCAGGCAAAGAAGUGCUUUUAAUUUUCCUUUUUUCUUUUCUUUAUUUAUUUCUUCUUCUCCUUCUGGUUUGUUUGUUUUGUUUUGUUUUGUUUAGAUUACAUCACAUACAGUCAAAAGCAUGCUUGGGGAAGAUAAGUUGCAAUUCCGAUGUCUUACCUAGAAGUGUUUCCUGCAGUACAUUUGUAUGGGUUGUAGACAAUAUCCACCCUAAAGGCUUAGAUUUGGAAAUAGAUCAUUUGGUUACAAAAAGAAGAGAAAAAGAAAAAACUAAGACAAGCCUCUUGCUCUCAUUACACUGUGCAGUUUGUGGACCAUUUUGACCUCUGAAGUUUUCCUACUAACAGCAGGAGGCAGUGUGAGCUUUUUAUUUUGUAUUUUAUUUUUCUUAAGGGCCGCUUUACUAAUAUAACCUCCAUCAAAUAAAAAAAGUUGUGCAACUGGCUAUCGAGAGCACUUGAUAUACCUUAGGCCCAACAGGUGUAGAUGAAAUCUUCUGAAGCGUCUUUCGACAGAUUUAUUCUGUAGAGGAAACCAAAAGAAAUUACAGGCCACAGGUUUCUUUAAAGCUGUGUUAACAUAUCUUGCCUUAAAAUGUUGUGUCCUUUGCCCAGGUGACAUCUCAGAAUUCCAGCAUGGACAAGGAAUGGAGAGUUCUGCCUGGGUUUGGUCCUCGGGCCAUUUUGUUCACUCAUGAUCCCACUUAAGUUUAGUAUGAAACUCAUUUGGAAGGCAGUGUAUAUACGCUAAAUAUAGAAAUUAGGAGAGAUUAUUUCAAUUUAUGCCUUUGCAAAGGUUCAUUCCUUUAUUUCUGUAAAUUUAGUUGCUCCUGUAGAUCUAAAGUGUUGAAAAUUCUGAAAACAUAUAUCAAAUACUACGUCAAAGAUUUUUUUAAGAGGCAUUUAGUGACUUCCUUCUGAUUUUGUUUCGGUUUUUUGGAAGCCUUUUGACAUAAAAUGCUGCCAAGUAUCUAACUAACUUAAGAAAUGUAUAUACUCCUGACAGGGAAUUUUUGAAAAUGGGAAAUUGGAAAUGAAAUAGGUUGCUGGUUGCAUUAAUCAUCUUCACACAGGAUUUAGUCACUUACAUGACUAAAUUCUUUAUAGGUCUGGGAUGGCAGGGCAGAAGAUUUUAAUAUGCUUUUACUGAGUACUGUAAAAUAAAUGCUUUCUGGAUUCUCAAUGAAAA